Messenger RNA from Thrips palmi, 5445 nucleotides. RefSeq names its product metabotropic glutamate receptor 2-like. The record is from RefSeq and is a predicted model, not a curated record. NCBI's taxonomy places the organism in Eukaryota, Metazoa, Arthropoda, Insecta, Thysanoptera, Thripidae. Gene Ontology annotation, biological process: G protein-coupled glutamate receptor signaling pathway; regulation of synaptic transmission, glutamatergic. Gene Ontology annotation, molecular function: adenylate cyclase inhibiting G protein-coupled glutamate receptor activity. The transcript is spliced from 16 exons. Gene Ontology annotation, cellular component: membrane. The coding region runs from base 1 to 3072 and encodes 1023 amino acids.
AUGGCGACCGUGUGGACCCUGCUGCUGGCGGUGCUGAUGGCGGGGCCGGCGGCGGGCACCUCCAAGAAGCUGAUCCGAAUCGACGGCGACAUCAUCUUCGGCGGCAUCUUCCCCAUGCACGAGAGCGAGCACAACGGCAGCAGCAGCGGCUGCGGCGCCGUCAAGGAGGAGAAGGGCGUACAGCGGCUGGAGGCCAUGCUGUACGCCCUGGACGCCAUCAACAACGACCCCACCGUGCUGCCCAACGUCACGCUCGGCGCCGUCAUCCUGGACUCGUGCUCGUCCGCGCCCUACGCGCUGGAGCAGUCCAUGGAGUUCGUGCGCAACUUCAUGAACCCCGACCUGUCCGAGUACAAGUGCGCCCGCGGAGAGUCGCCGCAGUUCAACCCGCACAAGCCAGUAUCCGGCGUCAUCGGCGCCUCCUUCAGCGUCGUGUCCAUCAUGGUGGCCAACAUCCUGCGCCUCUUCAAGAUUCCGCAAAUAAGCUACGCGUCCACGAGCACGGAGCUCUCCGACAAGUCGCGCUUCGGCUUCUUCUCGCGCGUCGUGCCGCCCGACAACUUCCAGGCGCAGGCCAUGGUGGACGUGGUGUCGGCCCUGGGCUGGAAGUACGUGUCCACGGUGGCCGUGGAGGGCGACUACGGCGAGCGGGGCAUCCAGUCGUUCGUGCAGCUCGCCAGCCAGAACGGCAUCUGCGUGGGUGUCUCGGAGCUGAUCCACCGUAAGGCACACCCCGACGAGUACGACCGCGUGGUGCUGCGGCUGUCGCAACGCCCCAAGGCCAGGGCCGUCGUCAUGUUCGUCGACGAGGACAACAUCAGGAAGCUUCUCGCCGCCACCAUCAGGGCCAACCUGACCAACCACUUCCUGUACGUGGCGUCCGACUCCUGGGGGGCCAAAAACUACCCCGUCAAGGGCCAGGAGGGCGCGGCCGAGGGCGCCAUUACCAUCCUGCCCAGGAAGAACAACAUCCUCGAGUUCGACACGUACUACAAGUCGCUGCGGCCCAACCUGACCGAGUGCAAGUCGCUGCGUAGGAACGAGGCGCAGGCGGACGGCGGCCAGAUCAACUGCCGCAACAUCUGGUUCCGCGAGUUCUGGGAGCAGCACCACAGCUGCAGCCUGACCCCCAAGCCGGGGAGGAAGCCGUGCUCGGGCAAGGAGACGCUACGCGCAUACGAGCAAGAGGGGCUCGUGCCCUUUGUGGUGGACGCGGUGUACGCCAUGGCCCGGGCGGUGCACGAGCUGGUGAUCGACAAGUGCGGCGCGCCGUUCCGACUCUGCGACCGCGUCAAACCCGCGCCGCCGGGCUCCGAGCUGCUGGAGUACAUCCGCAACCUGACCUUCAGAGGCCGGCAGGGCACCGAGAUCCGCUUCAACAAGGACGGCGACGCGUACGGCAGCUAUCACAUCUACCAGUACCAGAGGAACGGAUCCAAAUUCGACUACAACCGGGUCGGGUCCUGGGAGAAGAGCCUGGACUUCGACAAGGGAAAGACGAUGUGGUCGCGGUACUACCCCGGCACCAUGAACCGGCCGCCCGUGUCCGUGUGCAGCGACGAGUGCCCCAAGGGCCACAUCCGCAACUACCAGGACAACUGCUGCUGGAGCUGCGUGCCCUGCCCGCCCAACGCGUACGCCAACAAUGACACCUGCCACCCCUGCGCCGUCGGCUGGGCGCCCACGCUGGACCGGGCGGACUGCUACAAGAUCAAGCCCACGGUGCUGGGCUGGGACUCGCCGUGGGCCUUCGUGCCGCUGGCCUACACGUGCGUCAUGGUGCUGUGGACGGUGAUGACGGUGACGGUGUUCGUGCGGUACAACUCGACGCCCGUCAUCAUGGCGUCGGGGCGCGAGCUCUGCUACGUGCUGCUGCUGGGCUGCACGCUGUGCUUCUGCACCCCCGUGGUGCUGCUGGCGCGCCCCGGCACGGAGACGUGCUUCGUCUCCAGGAUCAUGCCGGGGCUCGCGCUCUCCAUCUGCUACUCCGCCAUCCUCACCAAGACCAACCGCAUCUCCAGGAUCUUCAACCAGGGCGCCAGGAGCAUCCGCCGGCCCGCCUGCACCUCGCCCCGGUCGCAGGUCGCCAUCUGCUCGGCCCUGGUGAUGAUCCAGGUGGUGGUGUCCGCCGUGUGGGUCUACUACGAGCCGCCCUCCACGCACGAGCUGCACACGGCCCUGCACACCGUCAUGCUGACGUGCGCCGAGUCCACCGAGUCGCUCAUGACGUCACUGCUCUUCAACUUCAUGCUCAUCGCCAUGUGCACGCUGUACGCCUUCAAGACGCGCAAGAUCCCGGAGAACUUCAACGAAGCCAAGUACAUCAGCUUCACCAUGUACAGCACGUGCAUCGUGUGGCUGGCCUUCAUACCCAUCUACUUCGGCACCACGGACCACAAGGUGCGGACCUGUGCCAUGAGCAUGUGCGUGGAGAUCAGCGCCACCGUGGUGCUGGGCUGCCUCUUCGUGCCCAAGGUGUACCUCGUCAUCUUCCAGCCCUACAAGAACGUCCGCCAGAACCACAUCCAGUCCGGGCGCGGCAUGAAGUUCGCCGGCGGGGCCAGCCGCAGCGAGCGCGCGCAGACGACGGGGCUGCAGUCCUCGCAGCUGCAGCAGUCGCAGAUCUCGUCCGCCACGCCCAGCGGCCCGGCCACGGCCUCGGCCACGCCCUCCACGCCGGCCGACGGCCCGGCCUCGGCCCGGCAGCAGCUGCAGGUGCCCCAGCUGCAGCAGCAGCCGCAGACGCCGCCGCCCAAGUCGCCGCCGAGGGACGCCCUGGUGCUCAAGGCCGCCGACCUCGUCCAGGCCGCCCCCCAGCCCGCGGCCCUGCCCAAGAAGACGCCGCCGCCGGUGCUGCCGCGGCAGAAGACCAUCGACAAAGAGCGCGCGCCGCUGCCGCCGCAAGACCUGGAGCUGCCCGAGAUCCCCCAGUUCAACCACCACUCGCCGGUGGCGGCCACCGAGUCGCUGGCGUCCCUGGAGGGCAGCGACAGGGAGCUGCCCUGCUGCAGGGCCACCAUGGACCUGUUCCCGGGCGGCAUGGAGCCCGACGAGGAGUCCAGCAACCUCUAGCAAGCCGUUCUUAGUUUUCCUUAAGGCUGCUAGGCAGCUGACUUGUACUUUUAAUCGAGUGGACUGGAACGUGCCGGUGUUGCAUGCGGGCCUUUUGUACAAAAGUCUCAAAUUCGAUUCACCAAUUUCGUUCUUGUAGUGAUGGAAGGCCGGCAAUGAUUCACCGGCGCGUUCGCACACCCCGGUGAGUGGCACGCUCCAGUGUCGCCCCAGGCCGGCUGAGACCGCCGCGGCGCGCCGCCCAGCAAUAUAGGACAGACAGGCUGGGGUGCUGUGUCCCCGCACCCGGCCUGUUUUUAGCAUAGAGCAGUCUUGGCAUCAACCAUGCACCGUAAGCGAUUUGCACUUCGUCAAUAGCACCAUGUAUUUGUAAAUGUUGCAUCUUUUCUUUUUCUUUAAAUCGUUGGUACAUUCAGAUUAGCGCAUUUGUUUUCGUAGGCGUGUCAAUUUACCUAAUCCCUCUUCCUCUAGUCAAAUGCUUUUUUCCCUCUCGUGCAAGGGUAUUUUUGUUGGUUGAUUUUUAUUUUUUUGUCUGCGAGUCCCUCCUUUUAUCGCUCGCUUUCUCGUUUAUAGUCGUGUACAAAGGCAUAGGUUAUUUGAAUGUCGCUGAAAAGUGCCCUUGCUUGUUGUGAAUACAGGUUAGCCGAGGUUUGCCUUGAUCGCGUUGUUGUAAUCAUGGUUAGGUUCGUGUUUAAUCCAUGAAAAUGUAAAUAGAUUUUAAAUAAAUGGUCGAAUUAUGUUUGAUUCUAAACAAAAAACUAAUUGUGAUAUACGUUAUUUGGACGGAUGCUUCUUAAGUCAAAGCUUCUAGCCCGCUCUCUUGUUCACGGUAGGGGCGCCUCGCUACGCUCUGACGACGAUGGCCCAGAUCGGAACUGUUCCUAAGUUGAGACUCUUUCGUCCUAUCUUAAAAUAACGCUUCCCUAAUCAUAACUGUUGUUAUUUGUUAUAGUAUUUACGUUUGAUGUUUGUUAUUUUCUUGUUUUUUCUUUUUUUAAGGGUCGGAAGUAAUGGAGUCACGAUUUUCAAGCAAAACUACAGCGUGUCAUUUAGUUGAACUUUUUCUGUGAAUUAUUGAUUGCUAAUCUAAUCCUUCUCACCAUUUUUUACUACAUUCUCUUGCCCCUGAGUGGCUUCAGAACUUCCAUUUCCUGUUAAAAAUUUUCUUGAUGUUUAGAAAGCUCAACUUACUAGCAUGUAUUUUUAUAAACUUGUGAUUUUAUCAUGUUGCAAGACGACUGUGUUUUAGAUAUUAAGGUGCUAUUGUUGUGUAAUUGUAACUAUAUUAACUUAACUUACUACUGUUAAUUAGUGGAUGUACUGAACUGCGCUCAGGAGAAAAUGUAUCAAGUGUCCUAAAUAAAGUUUGUGGAGACUUUGGUAGGCUGCUCGACACUUUGUUAUAGCUUUAUAGAUUAGUUCACUGAUGUAAAAGAGGUGAAAGUGCAACGUUUAGAACAACACUAAAGAAAAUGCUCAGAUUAAUUUUUCUGAAGGUAACAUUGGUGCGAUUCCACCAAUGGACAUAGCUCUCGGUCCAUAGCCCUGGUCCUAGUUCAAACCGAUUUCUGUGUAGACUCGAUAGAUUUUGCAAAAAAAAAAGCAAUACUGAAUGAUCCACAUUUGUAACGAAAGACUUUACUGCCAUGUUUGUGACAUUCCACUCCGUGGUUGAGCCCCGUGAACUUGCGUGUUGGCGAAGGUCGUGAGAGUCCCGGUAUUACGCAACACGGCACGCUGUGUUGCGCCAAUUCGUUUCGACGACUGCGUAAUGAUAUUCUAAACCCAUAAGACUGAACCACGGACUCCCACUUCCCGACAUGGUCACGAGGCAGGUUCUCAUUUUAAGAAGCAGUCGGUCAGACCCCCUCAAGUUACUCGAGUUUAAGAGGCCUUCCACUUGGAAUCUAUGAGCUGCGGAGCCCAACUCACAGAUUUCCCAGUGCUACCUUUGAUGAGGGUGUUUGGAUUUUUGGCGGGGAUCCCCGAGGGGUACGUUCUUCGUGCACGUCCGUGCCUCGAGGGGCUCGACGCCGUGGUCAAUGUUGGUCGCAUUCUCUCCGGUCCCUCCUUACUGUAAGCCGCCCUCUUCCCUCGACGGUGCGAUCAUCGUGUAGAAGUAAGGUUGUUGAAUUCGGUCGGUAAGCUAGUCCUAGUCAAAAUAUCACCACUUGUUUGCGCAUGGCAAACCAAAGUUAUUGCAAACUCAUUUAUUGUGUUUGUCCUGUUUUAGAAAGCGUGCCAGUCGCGCACGUGACGUGUUUGUAUUCUUUUUUUGUUUUCAUAAUUGCAUGCAGUGCAUCUGAAUGAGUGCUAGAAAAGUGCAUUAUAAUACUAUGUAAAUGUUGAGAAAUAAAACUAUGAACCCAUCUA